UCGCCCGCUCGAGCCAUCCAUCAGUAGAGCGAAGGCGCUUGCGCGCGCCCUCCUCUUUUCUCUCUCUCUCGUUCUCUCGCUCUCUCGCUCUUUCGGGCGCGCGGUACGUACGCGCGGGUCAAAGUCUCUCCGUGUCUCGCGCGCUUUAGUCUAGCCGUACACACGAGACCGGCGCGUCCGUCGGCUCUCCAAGCACUCGUUUCGGUCGCCGUAUCAGCGAGCUCCUCGCACGAGUGUGUCGCGACGCCGACCACCAACGAAACAGUCCUCUUCGCGCGUGUGCAGUUGCUCGUUGUUUUGCUUCUCUGCUCGUUUCAUCGGCGAGCACGCGGCGACUCGUUUGAAGGAUCAACCCCCACGGAGAUGCAUCCGUUCGCCCCGGACAGAGGAGGAUCGGCAGCGGCACUCGGCGAGGAAGCGAUCGAAGCCCAGGAAAGCGGAAGAAAAUCGCGGGGCGGUUGAACUGGCGGCCCGAUGCGAGGCGAGGGCCCGAGCGAGCGCACGAAGACGAACACGAAGACGCGGACGAGAGCAGUAGGAUGCAGCAGUCGCCGUUUUGACAUACAAGUGAGCGCUCAGUUGACCGGGUCGGGUUGGCCGACGAAGCUCCGAGAGGAGGAAGCGGCGGCAGCGGCGGCGGCGGCGGCACCAGCAGCAGCAGCAGCAUCAGCAGCAGCAGCAGUGGAAGAGGAAGAAGAUGAGCCGCUUGGCUGCCGGCUAGACGCGUAUGGAGGGGCCCGACGUAACGAGCGGCAGCCCGGAGACUACCUGGCUUCCUAACCCGAGCAAAGGCGACUGGCCAGCCAACAACGACACCUACGAGCUCAACGCCGAUGGCCUCUUCCGGGUAUUCCCCGGCAAGGAUUCAGCCUACACUAUAUGCGGGGCGCUCCUGGUGGCGCUGGUGCUCGGGGCGAUAAUCGUUGGCACGGUGAUCGGCAACAUCCUGGUGUGCGUGGCGGUGUUCUUGGUGAAGAAGCUGCGCAAGCCCUGCAACUACCUGCUGGUCAGUCUGGCGGUGUCGGACCUGUGCGUGGCGCUGCUCGUCAUGCCCAUCUCGAUGCUCUACGAGCUGCGCGGCAGCUGGGCCUUCGGGCCCACCCUGUGCGAGGUCUGGGUCAGCUUUGACGUGCUCAGCUGCACCGCCUCGAUUCUCAACCUUUGUAUGAUAUCCGUCGAUCGAUACUACGCGAUAUCGAUGCCCCUAGAAUACGGAGUGAAGAGAACGACGAAGCGAAUGAUCAUGUACGUGGCAUUCGUUUGGUUUGGCGCUGCGGCCAUAAGCCUGCCACCGCUGCUUCUACUCGGAAACGAGUACACCGUCAGCACGUCCGGUGUCUCGCAGUGCAUCGUCUGCCAAAACUUCGGCUACCAGAUCUACGCUACGCUUCUUAGCUUCUACAUUCCUCUCACCGUUAUGAUAUUUGUAUACUACAAAAUCUUCUGCGCGGCGCGGAAGAUCGUGCUGGAGGAGAAGCGGGCGCAGAGCCAUCUGGACGCUUACUGCCACCUGGACAUAGAGCAGCACCUGCCCCCACCGAUCGUGCAGCAGAAGCCCACGCAGUUCGACAGUCAGAUAAACCAUGGCCGCGACGGUGGCAGUUCGCCCGUGGCCGAGCACCACCACCGCAGCUCCAGCGCCUCGACCACGUGCAGCGCGCACGCGGUCAAGUGCUUCGUGGGAGGGCCGCGCAAGAGCAACGAGUCGCAGUGCCCAAUGCUGCAGCCGUUCGCGGAGAAGCAGCCGAUCCUGACGCCCACGUCGCAGUGCGCGCCAGCGGCGCCGAGCACCGGCUGCGGCAGUGGCGGCGGCGGCGGCGGCGGCGCGGGCCCGCGGCGCUCCGCCAGCGCCGGCCGCCAGCGCAAGCACGCCAGCAGCACCUCGAGCGAGGCCAACUCGCCGCACAAGCAGAAGCGGCUGCGCCUGCAGCUGGUCAAGGAGCGCAAGGCCAGCACCACCCUGGGCAUCAUCAUGAGCGCCUUCACCGUCUGCUGGGUGCCCUUCUUCCUGCUCACCGUCAUCCGCAUCUUCCUGUCCGACCCCUCGCGCAUCCCCACCGCCCUGUCCAGCACCUUUCUCUGGCUGGGCUACUGCAACUCGCUGCUCAACCCCAUCAUCUACGCCACGCUCAACCGCGACUUCCGCAAGCCCUUCCGCGAGAUACUCUACUGUCGCUGCGGCAACCUGCAACACAUGAUGCGCGAGGAGUUCUACUACAGCCAGUACGGCGGCCCCGUCAACAACUACGUGGUCAAGUCCACCUGCGAGUCCGCCCCGGCCGCCGUCGAUGCCGGCUCGCCCGAUCCGCCCAGCGAGAGCUUCCUGUGAUGGCUGCGCGCGCCCUCGUCGCUUUCCGCCUCCGCGCUGCGCGAACGCGCCUGCACCCCACUCGCUUCUGUUUCGCGCGCUGCCCUUUCUCACCUGUCGGCGCGGACUUCCGAGGCUUCGCCAGUGUGCGUCACGACGCCGAGUGACCUGGCCUCCCUCGAUGUUGGCGCGAAUCGCAGGGGGACGGGAACGCCUGCGAUCCGCGGAUGCUCCACUUUACACUGAGUUCCCGGCUGCGCAGCGAGUUGCUUCGACUCUUUGCCGAACGGACGAGUCGGCCGGCCGCAAACGUUAUACCGCUUUGCUCGAUAAUUUUCGUAAACGACCUCGCUCACGGUCAUUUAUUUCCCUCUGAUUUUUCGUUCCUUGGAGAUCGCUGCCGCGAGAUUAUCUUUGGCAGGUUUUUAAUUGCGAGCGCUUGAAUUCCAGCGUGCACAGAUUUUAUUACGUCACGCGACUGAAAGAAAGAAAAGUGCAACGCAAAACCGGUGGAAAUUCAAUGUGCUCGACGUCAAAGAAUUCAGAAAUGAACGCGACCUCUACAGUGUUUCAUGAAAUUUCAAAAUUCUUGUAAUCCAACUUUCGCGCCUGAAAAAAAAAGUAAAAAAGUGGAAUUCGGCUGAAAGUCGUCGCCGAGCUGAUAGAUAAAAAAUCUCCCUUUUUGAAAGUUUGUGGGGCGAAAUAAAAAUUCGAGCGAUCCAAUAAAUUCUGGGCUGUCUGACCCUCGAUGUCUCUUCGAGAAUAUUGAGUCAAACCCGCGACUCUUCCGCCCUUCUUCCUGGUUUUCUGCGACGAUUUUCAAGUUCGACGCCACCAACUUAAUUUUUCCGAGGAGAAACGCUUCGUUAACAAGAGUUUUAGUUAUCGCCGAGUUUACCGCUGUAAUUCCGAGUGGGUGCAAAAACAAGAUUGCGCCACGAGUAUAUCGACCGCUAAGAGUAACGUUGUUUAAGUUUCGCGAUGUCGGCAGUGAAGAGAAGACGCACAAGAAGUUGUUUUUCUAAAUUUUUCUCCUCGGCGGCGGAGAAAAGGAGCGUGUCUGCGUGUAUGCGUGUAUGCGUGCGUUCUCGAGCGAGAGAAAGGAAAAUAUUGGAGGACAAAGAGAGACAUCGCGGUCCGACGCUUUUCCUGAGACUAUCCUCUAUUUUUAUAAGAUUUUGUGUUCCUCGUGCUUUGUACUACUGUGCGUCUAGCCUACGUUUUUUAGAUUUGUGUAAAUAAUAACCUCCGAGAGCAGAGAAGCAUCGAUAUAUACAGCAACUUUGUCGAUUUUUUUUUAUCAAACAACAGCAUUAUAAAGAGCAAACUCGAUGUGUUAUAUAGAUUUUAGUUGUAUAGCGAGAGAAUGAUGCAAAUACAAAACAAAAUAACAGGUAUACGUAGUUUCGUUGUACUCUUUGUCAGAUAUUGUAAAUAUAUAUAAAUGCUCGUAAAAUGUGUGAUAAUUACAAAUUUUUACAUGACGAUGAGAAAAUUAAAAGAACUUAGCGUAAUGUAACGAAAAGGAGAGAGCUUAUAUACAAUUAGAAAGCCAUCGCAGAUGCUAAACAAAAAAAACAAUGUGUACGUGACUUUACUGACUUCCACCGCAAGGUACUAGAUCCUACUUUUUUCCCCUCUUAUUCUUCUUGCUUUUUUUUUAAUUGGAGUGUACGUUGAGUUUUUCCUUCGUGUCUCUCUCUCUCUCUCUCUCUCUCUCUCGCUUCGAGACGUAUUGACAAAACAAUGCGAAGCUAACAUGACACGAACGCAAUUACACGGAAGGAGAAACGCAAUGUACUUGCAGCGAGUUCGUAUAUUGAUCCUCAAAGCUCCAAAGGAAACGUGAUUUCAUCCCUUGGCAGCGAGCGAAUACACGCAGUCAUAAACCGUACGUAUGCGUUUCUGAGAGAGAGAGUGGGUACACAUACUAUACCCUCCUCCCCUCCCCCAUUCUGUAUGAGACAAUCUGUGCUAAAGAGAAAAGUAAGGAUAAAACAAAAUAAACAAAAUAGGUAAAUAAAUAUAAAUGAGCUAUUAAAAACACACACACAUAUACACACUCACGUACACACGAAGCUAUAUGUAGUUCAACGUGAUCGUUAUAAAUAUGAUGGUUAUAAUAUAAAAAAAAAAAACAAGAAGACGUAGCGUAUAAACUAUAUGCGAUAAUAUGAAGCAAAAUAUGUGUCAUAAACCAAAUGAGAGGGAAUACGGACCGUUGAUGGUCGCAACAUAAACAACCACUCGCCCCCGCUACCGCGCAAUAAAUUCUCGUGAUGUUCUUGUACCUCUCGCGUAAAUACUCGCGAGCUCAUUUUUCACGCAGCGGCACGUCGUCGCGUGACUUGCCUCCCCUUUACCACCAGUUUUUUCUCUUCUUAUUGGUUUUUUACCCCCCUCCCCCCCGCCCCUUCCCAUCUCCCACCCAAACCCAACGAUCGGUUUCUACACAACCAUCAGUGCUGCUAGUGUGUUGCACGCCAAGGAACACAGUCAGCUGUUCGAUUCAUUAAAAUGCAAUCAUCGAUGUGCUGCGUUAAAAGGAAAAAGACGACCUUUACUUUUCCUUUCGAGACAAAGAACGCGAGGAGGGUAAGAAAAGUUAUUGUUUUGUUGAUAGAUUCGCAGAUUUUAUUAGGUAACGAGAGAAAAAAAGAUAAAUAAAAUAAAGUGUAUCCGUCAGAUGAGACGAACGUCGAAAUAAAGAAAUUUUCUU
Phymastichus coffea is the source of this 5027-nucleotide messenger RNA. RefSeq names its product 5-hydroxytryptamine receptor 1-like. Gene Ontology annotation, biological process: adenylate cyclase-activating adrenergic receptor signaling pathway. The transcript is spliced from 6 exons. Gene Ontology annotation, molecular function: G protein-coupled acetylcholine receptor activity; melanocortin receptor activity. Gene Ontology annotation, cellular component: plasma membrane. NCBI's taxonomy places the organism in Eukaryota, Metazoa, Arthropoda, Insecta, Hymenoptera, Eulophidae. Bases 728 to 2329 code for a protein of 533 amino acids. The record is from RefSeq and is a predicted model, not a curated record.